AUGAUUUGUUUUCUUAAUGCAAAAAAAAUUGGCAAAACCAAUCAAGAUGUCAAACCGGUCUAUAUCAAUCGUGAAGUAUAUGGUGCUAACAACAUUCUAUUGGCAGGUAUGCGUCAGUUCGAACGUCCACUGAACAAAAAUGGAUCAAGAUUCACUCUACUAAUGGCAAAAAGAGGUGAAUCAACUACGGCUAUAAGUAUUGUAUAA
This is a messenger RNA of Heterostelium album PN500, 207 nucleotides long. RefSeq lists its product as uncharacterized. The transcript has a single exon. NCBI's taxonomy places the organism in Eukaryota, Evosea, Eumycetozoa, Acytosteliales, Acytosteliaceae. The record is from RefSeq and is a predicted model, not a curated record. Bases 1 to 207 code for a protein of 68 amino acids.